This is a messenger RNA of Ornithodoros turicata, 2212 nucleotides long. RefSeq names its product adenosine 3'-phospho 5'-phosphosulfate transporter 1-like (gene sll). The transcript has 4 exons. The record is from RefSeq and is a predicted model, not a curated record. Gene Ontology annotation, biological process: transmembrane transport. NCBI's taxonomy places the organism in Eukaryota, Metazoa, Arthropoda, Arachnida, Ixodida, Argasidae. Gene Ontology annotation, molecular function: 3'-phosphoadenosine 5'-phosphosulfate transmembrane transporter activity. Gene Ontology annotation, cellular component: endoplasmic reticulum membrane; Golgi membrane. Bases 396 to 1688 code for a protein of 430 amino acids.
AACGGGUGGACCAUAAACACCAUGAUAAACACUAAAGAGAACAGAAGCAGAAGGUGAAAGUGAUGACAGUUCGAGCAACCAUAUGGUUUUAUAGCUACAAUUCUUGCCCUUAGACUGCAGGGCACAGUGUCAUUGUCUGAGCGAACUUCGUGGAGCUAGCUAUGUAUAAGUCAUAGGUCCAGCAGAAGGUUACGAAGGAAGCCCACCGGUGUACGUCACAGGUGAUAUUUACGAGGAAGUAAAAAGAAACAUAUCUAUCAAACGGGGUCGUGCCACUGGAAAACGCAUAUGUUCGUGCACCUGUUUCGCCCUGUUUGCCUGCCACAUCGCACGGAACAAGCAGUGUUCGCCUUUAACGGAUACAUUGCUAUGGUGAAUCGCUAGUCACACUCAACAUGCCGACCGACGUGCCUUCCACUGACGACGCCUGGGUAGUUAGACUGUUGGUGAAUGUCCUCGGUUAUUGCAUCGUCAUCCUACCAGGCGCUGCAGUUAUAUGUUACGUCAAGCGAACAAAAUAUCUCGAAAGCAAAGGCACAAAUGGAUUUCUUCUUCGUGUACUGCGUCUUUGCAUUCUCGGAAAUGAGUCCGAAAAGCCCAGCCUUGAGCUUGGUGGCUCCUCGGAACCCCCAUCACAUCGAACACCGCAAAGGACUUUCGUCAACGAGAUGUUUGUCCUUGGCUACUGCUUCCUGGGUCUGCAGGUAUCCUAUCUAACAUGGGGCGUUCUGCAAGAGAAGAUAAUGACGCAGAAGUACUACGGGGUCAUCUCAACAGAAGGCGAACAUUUCAAGGACUCCCAGUUCCUAGUCUUCGUGAAUAGGGUGCUGGCAUUUCUGCUAUCGGGAGCGUACAUCCUUAUAGUUUCCCAGCCACGCCACCUGGUACCCUUCUACAAGUAUUCUUACUGCUCCUUCUCAAACAUUAUGAGCAGUUGGUGUCAGUACGAAGCGCUCAAGUUUGUCAGCUUUCCAACGCAGGUAUUAGCCAAAGCAUCAAAAAUAAUCCCAGUAAUGCUCAUGGGCAAGGUGGUGUCGCGCAAGUCUUACGACUGCUACGAGUACGCCGUCGCCGCCACCAUCUCUCUCGGCAUGGUCCUCUUCCUCCUCUCACGGGAAUCCAGCGACGCACACACUGCAACCUCGACCACGUUCUCGGGCAUCAUCAUCCUCGCAGGCUACAUGGUGCUCGACAGUUUCACCUCCAACUGGCAGAGCGAGCUGUUCCGCAGUUACCACAUGAGCUCCGCGCAGAUGAUGUGCGGAGUGAACUUCUUCUCCUGUUUGCUCACGCUGGUGUCACUCCUGCAACAGGGCGCUCUGUUUGAUUCAAUUAAUUUUAUGUUCCGAUUUCAUUCCUUCUUCUACGACUGUCUCCUCCUAUCGAUUUGCUCCGCGACGGGGCAGUUGUUUGUUUUCUAUACCAUAUCGCAAUUCGGUCCGGUCGUCUUCGUGAUAACGAUGACGGUGAGGCAGGCGGUUGCCGUUUUGCUGUCUUGCAUAAUAUACAGGCACACCCUGAAACCGCUCGGAAUUGUGGGUGUGAUUAUCAUAUUUGGGGCGAUCUUUACGAAGACAUAUCUGAACCACAGAGCACGGAAACAGAGGCAGCAACACACUCUAAAGACGGACGUUAGGAACAAAGUUCCAUUGCUGGCGGCUCAUGCUCAACAGCAAGAAGCUGUUUAAUUUUCUAUUUGUGCGUGACAGGAACUAGAGGUUGUGCAUUUUGUUCUCUUUUUGUUUCCGUAUAUGUCGCAUAGGCAGUUCGUAAGCGCUUCUCGGCCAUAGUGUGUUAUUUUGCGCAGUCCCGCCAGUACCCAUCUGCCUUUUGAUUGCCAUUUCCAAUAUAUACAUGUUUCAUGUUAUUGUUGACCUUAUUGUUUUUCGAGUAUACUUUCUAUAGUUCAUUUUAUGCGUUUGAAGACCUAGAAUAUUUUUGUGCAGGAGCUGGUAUCUCGGCAUUUAUUUAGCAGGAAUUCAAGAUCUGUUAGCACUGGUUUUCUGUUUUAGCGUAGCAAUAUAGAAAUAUACCAUCGUUUUUCUGGUGUACGAAGACAUGUUCAAUCAAUACAGCAACAAAUGAUAAUAUAGCUGCUUUCUCAGUUGUCCGGUGUUAUAAUCUCAUUGUGAGGUAUGUGAUUGUCAUACUGAAUUGUGUUUGCAAUAUAUGCAGGAGCCAUUGGAAUAAAAUGUAUUUACAGUUUGCUCAA